Ectocarpus sp. CCAP 1310/34 is the source of this 2035-nucleotide messenger RNA. The record is from the annotation of a GenBank genome assembly. NCBI's taxonomy places the organism in Eukaryota, Phaeophyceae, Ectocarpales, Ectocarpaceae.
GUAACAUCAGUAGGACACAACCUUUGUAGUUCUCUCUCAAAGAAGCAGAUAGCUGCUAGUUUCACCUGGAGCUGUAGUGUAACUUGCAAGUUGCACAGUGAGUUCUUGCUGCGCAGGAUUCUUUUCGCUGGACAGCGCGCUGUGUUGCCGAUCACUCAUCACUGACGAUGACUCUGGCAACGUCCAUGUGCCGGGGACUUGCGAGCGGGGGGCGAAGAUGUAGGACGCCAGCGCCGGCGGCGGCAUGGCCACUGGUGCAACGCGGGCUAGAUGUUAGCAGCAAACACACAGCAGUAGGACCUUCCUCUACCAGAGGAUGCGCUACAGUGGUAGCCGCGACACCACCAGCAGUAGCAGCCGCGGCAGCACGAGGAAGAGUGCUGCAGGCAGGGCUCCCGCCUGUCUACAGACCAGACGCCGGCAAUGGCAACGGCGGCCGAGUCAGGUUCUCGACCACCGCUGGUGCUGAUGCCGCCACCGAGGACACGAGUGGGCCGCCAGCUGCAAAGGCCGACAAGGGGGGAGGGGGGGGCGGUGGCAGCGGGGCGCAAUCAGGGGACGGGGAAGCCGCCUCCACAGUGGAUGAGAACCCGCUGGGGGGUAUGGUGGACGAUGAUGGGGACCCGGGGCCGCCGCCGCCGCUUGACCCGUCCAUCGUCACCGAACCGUCACCCAAGGUGCUGGAGGUGAUGGCGAGCAUCGAGUCUUUGAACUUCGUCGAGAUGGCGAUGCUGAUCGACCUGUUCAAGAACAAGCUUGGCCUGGAUGAGCUUCCCACACUAAGCUUCGGGGGCGCGGACGGCGGCGGAGAGUCUGGCGGUGGGGAUGAGGACGCGCCCGCCGCCGCCGCGGAAAAGACCAUUUUCAAGGUCAAGGUCACCGGGUUCGGCGACAAGGCGAAGAUUAAGGUGAUUAAGGAAGUGAGAGUCAUCACCGGUCUUGGGCUGAGGGAAGCCAAGGAGAUGGUGGAAAGCCUGCCCCAGGUGGUGAAGGAAGACUUGAAGGAGGAUGAGGCGGAGGCAAUGAAGGCCAAGCUAGAGGCGGUAGGAGCCACGGUGGAACUUGAGUAACGGGGAGAGGGGGAGGCGGGGCGAAGGGGCGACGACUAGAACGAGCGAUCGAAAAGCCUGUUAUGCGCGUUGCAAGCGGGAAACUUGAAGGUGGUCUGGCGUAGUUGCGGUAGCUGAUGUACGUUUGUACUGUUCCGCGAGUUCUGGUGUCGUUACGUUGUUCUUGUGCUUGUGCGUCACAUAACCGUCGGAUUGCUUAGUGUCGUGUAUUUCUCGGAUUGGUACGGAACAUGGACAUCAUGUUCGUGGACUUAGUCGCACUGAGCACAAGACGGGGGAAUGCCGUCUAUAAUUCCUCUUACACUUGCCUGCCGCCCUCUCUGGCCCGGCCCGCCGAUUCGGUGUGUAACUCUUACGGUUUUUCGGUUGUUGGUAGAGCACGUGCUUAGCGAGGGUGGCUCAUGAGAGAUGUUUCUGCUGUGGUGUGUUUUUCAGAGUGUCGCUCUUGUGCCGAAGAAGGUCGCGCCCGUCAGUGUCUGUGCAAGGGUUUUCAAUCCGUCCGUCGCCUCGUGUUGUCGGCACCGCACCUACCACGUAGCGCUUGUGUUGGCCGCUCGAGGCCACACUCGUGUUACGCGCACGAAGAGGCUUCGUUGUUGUGCGCAGAGUCCCGCCAGGUGCUCCUCUUUUCAUCUGUUCUGCGAAUUUCGGUGUACGUAGCACGAAGUUCUACAGUUUGCGGCCGGUACUUGGGAUGGUGUCGGAUUUGGCAAGAGAAGUAGGCCAAGAGCUAAAUAUACUUGAGGGUUGACGGCAUGCGGUAAUGAGGUGGGGUUGGUGCAGGGGUCCGAAAACGAAAAAUAUGUUAUCGUUUGGAAUCCGUGUACAUUCUACGCACGCACGUCGACAUCAUGGCUUGAUUGAACUCACACGAAGAGGGGAGCAUGUAGGUGGCGUGAGCAGUGCAGCAAUGUUGGGUGUGCGUGUGUGUGUCGUUUGUGCUUGGGGCUAACGAAACCGACUUA